This is a messenger RNA of Archocentrus centrarchus (flier cichlid), 2434 nucleotides long. RefSeq names its product fatty acid amide hydrolase 2b (gene faah2b). The coding region runs from base 100 to 1689 and encodes 529 amino acids. The record is from RefSeq and is a predicted model, not a curated record. The transcript has 11 exons. NCBI's taxonomy places the organism in Eukaryota, Metazoa, Chordata, Actinopteri, Cichliformes, Cichlidae. Gene Ontology annotation, cellular component: endomembrane system.
CGCGGACGUAUAUAAAGGGGCCAGCCGCCGUGAGCAGGGAGGUGUUCUAACUGCGGUCGAGCAGUCCUUGACCUUCCGUCCUCUCACCACGCUGGAAACAUGACUCUGAGCCUGCUGCAAAAGGCUCAGGUAUGGCUCUUGAAGGCGGUCACGGAGGUCAUUUUCAUCCUUUUUCGCUUCUUCUCCCCUCGGAGAUCCGCUCUGUCUGGGAAGAAGCUUCCGCCUGUCAGAAACCCGUUACUGCUUCUGUCGGCGACGCAGCUCGCCAAGAAGAUCCGGCGGAAAGAGGUGUCCAGUGUGAAGGUGGUGCAGGCUUACAUUGACAGGAUCCAGGAGGUUAACCCUUUCCUGAAUGCUGUUGUGAAGGACAGGUUUGCUGCUGCCCUCCAGGAGGCGGCUCAGGUCGAUAAGCUGAUCGAGGAGGAGACUGGAGGAGAGGAUGUGCUGGAGGACCGGCUGCCUUUAUUAGGAGUCCCACUUUCUGUGAAAGAGUCUUAUGCCCUCCAGGGCAUGCCCUUCACUACAGGCCUGGUCUCGAGGCGAGGAGUCGUGGCCACAGUCGACGCUCCACCCGUGGCCCUGCUGAAGAGAGCGGGCGCCAUCCCGCUUGGUGUCACCAACACCAGUGAGCUGUGCAUGUGGUUUGAGUCACACAACCGCAUCUAUGGCAUCACCAACAACUCGUACGACCUGGAGAGGAUACCGGGAGGAAGCUCAGGAGGAGAAGGCAGCCUGCUGGGAGCGGCAGGUUCAGUCAUUGGUGUGGGCUCAGACAUCGGUGGCAGCAUUCGUAUACCCUGCUUUUUCAAUGGAAUAUUUGGCCAUAAAACCACUCCAGGUAUCGUGUCCUGUGAGAACCAGUACCCUCCUGUCUCUGGCAGGCAGGAGGAGUACCUCAGCUCUGGUCCCAUGUGCCGCUACGCUGAAGACCUGCUGCCCAUGCUCAGGAUCAUGGCCGGACCCAGAACUAACAUGUUGUCCUUAAACACAAACGUCGACCUAAAGAAGGUGCGGUUCUUCACCAUCCCUCAUGACGGCGGUUCUCCCCUUGUAACGCCUGUCAGCAAAGAGCUCAUAUACAUUCAGAGGAAGGUAGUAGAGCGCCUGGAAGCUGACCUCGGAGUCAAAGUCCAAGAAGUGCAAUUCCCUGAGCUCUACUACAGCUUCCAGAUCUGGGACACCUACAUGGUCCUUCCUGACAAAGAGGGCAAACCUCCUCAGCCGUUUGCUGAGCUGAUGGGAGAACCAGGACGACCAGCGUGGCCUCUGUGGGAGCUGUUGAAAUGGAUGAUAGGAAAAUCAGACCACACCAUGGCUGCUAUCGUUGUGGGCCUAAUUGAGAAGACUCAUGGGUCCAGAACCUCGCCCUCCAUCAUCCAGCUGAAGGAGAAGCUGCAGAAGGAGGUGGACGAGCUGCUGGGCACUGAUGGUGUUUUUCUUUACCCCUCCCACCCCAGAGUGGCCCCCAAACACCACCACCCGCUCUUUAGACCCUUUGACUUCUCAUACACCGGUAUAAUUAACAUCCUGGGGUUGCCGGUUACUCAGUGCCCUCUGGGUGUGGGGGAGGAGGGUCUGCCCCUGGGUGUGCAGGUGGUUGCGGGGAAGCUGCAGGACCAUCUGACCCUCGCUAUGGCCCUCUACCUGGAGAAGACGUUUGGAGGCUGGAGGGACCCCGGAGCGAACUAAAUGCACACGCUCACACGUUAACAGCCACAACCAAACCUUUGGCCUGAGGCUGGUUUGGUUGUGGAUUGCGGUACUUGCCUGAUGUAGUAUACAAACAGAGGUAGAGUCAGUGCUUUGAAUGUUGUAAUAGGAAAGAUUAACUUUUGCACUAACGAGGAUGAAUUAAUGUCAGUGUGUCAUGAUUUUUGUCAUCUAUUCUUUUCAGAGGCUGUUAUAAACCUAAGCUUUAACAAGCUGCCUCUGAGCAGUCACAUAUCACACAGGACAGGGGGCUGUGCAGACAGGUCUUGCACGGUUAGAUUUCCCUUGUUUUUCCUUCAGUUUCUGUACAGUCACUCAUAUGUGCAGUUUCACCCACUCAGGUUGUUGUUGUUGCUCUGACUGAUGGGACCUCUGCUCUGGUUCAUGCCGAGUGUUUGCCGGAGUCACCUGAAUACAUUAAAGAACAAUUUGUGCUGAGCUUACGGUGGGAAAAGACAGAGUUGAGACAAUCAGGUGCAGGUUAAACAUGCUCAUGCAUUAAACAUUUGAAAUAAAGUUCUUUAUGGAGAUCAGAUCAGAUGGUCCAAUAAGCCAGAAGCACCAGUGGAACAGAUCAAAAAGGAAGACUUAGCUGACAUCAGUAGGGGAAAACACAGCCUUAAUUUCAUUAUAAUAUGAAUGUUGCAUAUCACUGCAGCGACUGAGGCGCAUGCUUUAUGCUGAAAUUAAUUUUAAUUAAUAAAAGAUUUUUUUUUUCCUCUCA